Messenger RNA from Biomphalaria glabrata, 1125 nucleotides. RefSeq lists its product as uncharacterized. The record is from RefSeq and is a predicted model, not a curated record. Gene Ontology annotation, molecular function: G protein-coupled receptor activity. Gene Ontology annotation, cellular component: membrane. Bases 1 to 1125 code for a protein of 374 amino acids. The transcript has a single exon. Lineage: Eukaryota; Metazoa; Mollusca; Gastropoda; Planorbidae. Gene Ontology annotation, biological process: G protein-coupled receptor signaling pathway.
AUGGAGUUUAAUGAUGAUGAUGAUGAAAGUAACUCUAAUGUAGACACUCUAUCUGCUAACAGUACAUGUGUCUAUGGAUGUAUAAGAAACAUUCCAAUCGAAGAUUCAGCAUUGCAGCAAGUGGGCCUCUAUAUGACCAUUGUCUUUGCCAAUGCUGUCGUCUCAGCGUGUAUCGGACUCUCCGGCUUCCUGCUCAACGUCAUCAACAUCGCGGUCUUCGUGAAAAUGGGCUUCGGGGAGUUCACCAACGUCUCCUUACUCAGCCUUGCGGUGGCCGAUGCUGGGGCGCUCCUGUUUCUCUCCGCGAACGUUAUUCUGUACAGCCCACUGACGCCUCAGGCUAGUGACAAGGAGUUGAUGGUCUAUUUGGCAGUGACCACCCCGCACGUUUGCUUUGCAGAGAUCUCUGGAAUCUGUACUGUCUUUCUGGCAUUGAAGCGCUUCAUCUGCAUCGCCCUACCUCACCGUGUUAAAAGUUUAAUGACGCCAAAGAGAGCCCUUACUGUAAACCUUCUGAUUUUCAUGUAUAUAACUGCCAAUAAGCUACUUGUCUAUAUCGGAUACUUAGGAUAUCUAGUGACUGAUAACGGGUUUAGUAUGAGCAAUGAAACAGAAUCGGUCUUUGGUCAAACAUCGCUAUUCCGAAUUUUCGAUAACGUCUCAACAUUGAUAGACACUUUCACCCAACUUACAACAUUUCCGGCAAUGGUCUUCGUGACAGGGGCGACCAUUCAUAUAUUUAACAAAAGUGUGAAGUGGAGACGUGGGGUUACCUCCCCUGGUUUAGGCAACGCGAUUUCCAACAAAGAGAAGAAACUGUCCAAAAUGGUGAUACUUAUAUCUGUGGUGUACAUUGUCUGCUUGAUUCCGGCCUUUUUGGCCACGCUGGUCAUGCUGUGGUUAGAGUCGUUUAGUAUGACCAGUAAAUACUAUUUCAUGUUUAUGGUCAUAUUUUCUGUGCUGUUUAACAUCGACGCCAUCAAUUCAACGUUACCUUUCUUUAUCUACGUUCACAUGAGCAGUAAGUUCAGAAAAACUCUCAAGUUUUGGUUUCUUCAGAGCUCUUCAAUCUCAUCAUUCCUUGGAGAACGAAAUACCAACACAACGAAAACAUCUCAAGAUUAA